AGGAUGCCAAGUCCCGGUUCCAGUCAGCUGUGGCUAGUACCUCAAUGCAGAAUGCUGUCACAAGCACUAUGAAGCGGUCAUCUUUGGAGAAACAGAGAUCGAACUCUGUCACAUUCACUCCCACCCCUUCACGUUCAGGAUUUUCAUUGCAUCCUCUCUCAGGGUCCUUGCCUAGAAGACAGCUAGAAGUUGACAGGUAUCAAGCAUCUGACUUUGCCAAAGAAUAAUUACGUUGCUCUAAACUUAAUUGUUUAAAUUUCUUUUCUCAUAUUUAGAACUUAUUCAAUUUUUUAUGGCUGCAUUUAAAGGGUUUCUGGUGAAAAAAAUAAUUUUCCAUAAGUCUGGGCUCAUUGUAUUCCACAAAAAUUCCUUUUACAUUCAUUUAGAGAAAAAAAAAAAGGUAAGAUCAACCACAAAUGAAACUAAAAUUAAGUGUAGACUUAAUGUUGACCAGUCCAUUUAUUGGCACCCAGCCCAUUUGCUUUUGUUUCAUCUAAAGCAAAAUGUGCUAUACAUUAAUCCUGUAUGGUCUUAAAUAUUUAUUUGGGGUAAAAACAGGUUUACUUCCUCUAUCCACAGCACAUCAGGAAACUCAGAUGACAAGACUGAAUCUGAAAAUAAGGUUUCACAAGAUGAGGAUGCUUUUAGGAAAGGGUGGGUGCUCACUUCUACAUUUGUUAAUACCUAAUGCUUAUGUGGGGCAUUAAUUUUUUUCAAAAUGUAUUUAUCAACCUUUAAAUUCCAGAAUAGACUUUUUGAAUUAACAGGCAGUCAAGUAUUUAUACAAAUCUAUUCCAAUUAAAACAUCAUCUCAAUUGAACAUACUGUUUUCACCGAUACAGUUGUGAAAGAUGCAAUAAUUCUAUAUUCCUAGGAUAUUAUUUUUUUUAUUAGGGUUUGUAAAGGACAGUAGUGGACAGAGUGAUUUUUUGUAUUGGAGGAUGCAAAGGUUUAUGGCGUUAUAUUUUCGAUAAUUUGUGACAAUGGAGGAGGAGGGUAAUAAAUUAGCAAAAUGACAUUUAUGAAGGCUACCUGGUACAGUUAUACAGCUUGUUGUAAUAAUGAUUGUAUUGUUGUGUGUGUUUAGCUUUGAAGAAGGUCUGAAAGCCAAGCUAAGCCAGGAGCUGACAGAACUGAGAGACCACCAGAACUCCAUCAGUCAGAGCCUGGAUCACAUGAUGGACAAGGUUGAUCAGUCACAACAAGAGGAGGAAGAGUUACUCUCUAGGUUAGCUGCCUUGACUAAUUUCUUUAACUGAACCUAAUUCAUUCAUAACCUACUUAUUUUGUAAAUCUGGAAGUAAAGGAGCAUGAUGACCAAUGUUCCCUGCUAUCUCAAAGACAAAUUUAAUCAUCAAGAUUCAGAUAAUUUUUAAGUUUAAUAUCAACUUUAUAUUGUAAUACCUGAAGUUGAUAGAGGGUACAUUUUCACAAGUUUGCUGCCAUCACUACAGUCACCAUUAGCAUCAACCACCCUAGUUUUUUUACUGUGAUUCAGAUAAUUUAUUUUCAUGUUUUGGAACAUCACUAUUUACUUACUUCAUCAAUAUCUAUAGAAUCUAAAUUGAUUCAUUCUAUAGUUUCAUCAUCUCAAAAGCUUGUGAAGCAAUCCUAAACUUCAAAUACCCAUAACUUAUAUAAUAAAGUUUAAAAAAGCAUGGAAUUUUUACAUUGAGAUGAGCUCCAUUCUCACAAUUAUAACUGUAAACCAAUAAUAACCGUUUUGGUGAGAAUAGUAAACUAUUAUUCAUUCAUUAUUCAUCAGGAUUAGCAAACUUAUAUGCACAGGUCAGAAAACUUAACUGACCGACAGACUCACCAUUUAUAAAGGUUGCCAUUAGACCGGUCAACUGUAUUAUUUGGCCGCCAGUGUUGGUUGCCUCUAAUUGUCUCCUCCUAUCUGCAGGCCGACCCGUCUAGACACAAUAAUAAACUACUCUGCCAGACUGAAGGACUUCCUGGUGCAGCACAACUGGAGAACCAACAAAAAGGCCAUUCGGAACCUGGCAGGAUUAUUUUUUGUCUUUCUAGCCAUCCUGGUAGUGUUUCUCUCCCCUCCUCUUAAUGUGAAGCAUGUGACCAAUCCACCGCAGUAAAUACCAUACUCAUCUAAGACUAUUUUAAGUCAGCAUCGCUUUCUUCUGGAAAUAUUUCUUUGCACAAUUGUUUGAAAAUGCUGAUGCUUUUUUUUCUGGUGUUUUGUUACUUGACUACAAAAAUUGUGUUAAGUUUUAUUUGUGUUUAUCUUUUUUUUUUUACACAUUUGUUUUAAAUUGAUUGACUGUUAGUGAUUACGGUUUUGCACAAAUAUUUCAGUGUAGAACAGUUUGCCCAUCUCUACUGAGCCCCAGUUAGUGCCAUGUAAAUGAAGAUGGGAUGGAAAUGAUAUGUCAGUUACAUGUUGAAGAUUGGCUUUUCUAUAAAAAUGUGUUUACAGAGCAAAUCCUACGUGUUAUAAAUAAAAGAUUUUUUAUACAAUUUUAACAAAUUAUUUGUAUAAUAGUUUUCCUCUACUCCAGAGGUCUCAAACUCAAAUCAUCUGGGGGCCGCAGGAGGUAAACUAUGAGUGAGACUGGGCCGCAUCAAGUAUUCCUCAAAAAAGUGAUUACAAAUUCAAUAAUGUACAACUGUUACAAUCUGCUCAACCUUUGUUAAUAACAAAUACAAAUGGGUUCUCAAGAAUUAGGCUUCACUUACUCCGUCCUACUGUUUGUUGCCAGACACCUGGAAGUGCUUCUUCUUACACAGCUGAGCAACAUUUAGCCUGAGUGAGGAAGCAACUGAGACCCUCAGUAUAGCCUGAAGAUGCACAUCAGUAAGUUUGACCCUGAACUUUGACUUGUUAGGUACUCCUGUUGCGGCCUCCCAAAUGUUGCGGCCUCCACUAAUGUUAUGGCCUUCUCCCAUUGUCUAUGGGUUACAACCUCCGAUGGUAACUACUCUGUGUCUAACCUUAUGUCAGACCUGUAUGGUUAAUUCUCGUCUCUCUCUCUGUCAAGCAACUCAAACACUGAAUAGUCCAUUGUAAAUUAUGUAUUUAUUUACAUGUACUGAAACAUCCACUUGUUACAAAAUACAGUUGCAACACGCCUCAGGCAACAAGCCAUGCAGUGAAUCUAACCAAAAUUACUAAAUCUCUAAACUCUACUCUGGACUCCGACACAUUAGUUCAACUCUCUCGACUUAUGUCACAACUCUCACUAGCGAUCCCUUGUCUCCCUCUAUCUCUUACUGUCGACCAACACACUGUCCUUUUAUAUCUCAACAAAACACUCAGCAUAAACUAACCUUCCACACCACGAACCAACUUCACGCUCUGACCUCACGAUCAACAACUCACCCUACCAAACAUUCACAACAAUCUAGUUCACAACAACUCCGCACAUGAUCCGCUUGAGCAACCUGGAAAUCUCAGGGAAGGUGGAGGACAAUUCUCUCAUAAAUUGUUCAAGCUUGUCUGUUUUCCAUUUACCUUCCUGAACUUAGCCUUGAGUUUAGAAUUGCACUGAAGAUCAAUCAGCUCCAUUUGAAGUGCAGCUUCCAGUUGAAGGAGAAAGGGUCAGCAAGUUUUUUUAAAGAGGCUCUGUGUUUUGAAGUCUGAAAACCUGUAAUCGAAUUCUUCCUGCAAUUUCCUACUGUGUAAGUUACUGUAAGCCUACAGUGUUAACACAACCAUUGGCAUCUGUUAUAGAUGCCUACAGUGUCAACACAACCAUUGACAUUUGACAUCUGUUAUGGAUGCCUACAGUGUCAACACAACCAUUGACAUUUGGCAUCUGCUAUGAAUGCCUACAGUGUCAAAAGAACCAUUGACAUUUGGCAUCUGUUAUGGAUGCCUACUGUGUCAACACAACCAUUGACAUUUGGCAUCUGUUAUGGAUGCCUACAGUGUCAACUCAACCAUUGUCAUUUCAAUCAAUUUGGCUUUUGUGAUGUAUGCCUAGAGUGUCAACACAAGCAAUUAUUCCUUUUAUUGUUUUAAUGCAGAGAAAUACACAGAUAUUGAGAUUGAAAUUCACAGAUAUUAUUUACAAUCUCAAUAUCUGUGAAUUUCAAUCUAAACAGGUAUUGAGAUAGCAAUUCAAAGAUAUUGAGAUAAAAUUCAGAUAUUGGGAUAGAAAUUAAACAGACAUCUUUACAAGAAAUUUUAAAUUGUGGGUCCGAAAAAGACCUUGAUGAUCUUUAUUAUUUCUUUGAAUUAUCUUAUUUAAAAAAAGCUAAAAUUCAUGUUAAUAUUGAAGUUGUACAAAUGUGGCACAUAAAAGAUAAUGUUGGUGCCUGUCAACUACUGAUCUUCCAGUAUAAAUAAUUGUGGAUAUAUUUGAAUGUUCUUUUCCUGCAAUUCAAACUGCUCUAUGUCCUGUUACAAAUUAAGAUUUAUAUUAUGAUUGUAAUGACUGUUUUUUCUGUUGUUUUUUGUGUCUAAAUAUAACAUGGCAGAAGUACCAUAUGGUGUUGUAAUAUAAUGUAGAAGUAGUACUGUGUAGUAAUGUAACAGGGCAGAAGUACUAUC
Molecule: messenger RNA, 4513 nt
Organism: Lymnaea stagnalis (great pond snail)
Lineage: Eukaryota; Metazoa; Mollusca; Gastropoda; Lymnaeidae
Source: the annotation of a GenBank genome assembly